Messenger RNA from Triticum aestivum (bread wheat), 1727 nucleotides. RefSeq names its product syntaxin-132. The transcript is spliced from 12 exons. The coding region runs from base 644 to 1522 and encodes 292 amino acids. Gene Ontology annotation, molecular function: SNARE binding; SNAP receptor activity. Gene Ontology annotation, biological process: vesicle fusion; intracellular protein transport; exocytosis. Lineage: Eukaryota; Viridiplantae; Streptophyta; Magnoliopsida; Poales; Poaceae. The record is from RefSeq and is a predicted model, not a curated record. Gene Ontology annotation, cellular component: plasma membrane; SNARE complex; endomembrane system.
UUCUUGCGGUGGUUUUGGGGGCGUAAAUGUGAAAUUAAGAGGUCCUGUUAUGGGGUUCUUGUUUUCUGUUGGCCAACUUUGAGUUCUUGGGAGGAUUUACUGAAUUGUUGUGUCAAGACUUGGAUUAUGCUUAGGAUUAGUUCGUGACUGGAUCGGCCUUGAUGAACCGCGUCCCGACUCCAACUAGAUGUACUGCUGAGUUGAUUUUUGUUAAACUUUUUAGAUGUUUAUUUUUGGAAAGUUCAGUCUUUAGAUCUUUCGUGGAAUUGAGCAUCUUGUUGACACUGGAAACUUCAAGGCGAAGAGAAAUCGUUUGCACUGCUAAAUUUUGUUCACCAUUUGUCAUGUACACGUUGAUACAUUCUUCAAGACAAGAUAAGUUUCCAAAAAUCUCUUAUUUUCUGCGUCGAGGGUAACACAAAAAAUAACCUUCAGUUUCUUUCCCCAUGCCUUGAUUCCAGAUAGUUCGUUCUUCAGCGAGUUUUUUUUUUCUUAACUGUCCUUCAGUGAGUUUUGGUAAAAGAAUUCAUUUGAGCUCAACAAGGAGGAGCGGCCCCCGGGGAAUGUCGACAUUGAGCUAGGUUUGCAAGGCGACGUGUCGGGUUCUGCGCAGCCAGGUUUCGAUGGCUUCUAUGAACAGGUCAUGGAGAUUGAGAAGUUGCUUGAGACGUUGACAAAACUACUGAAGGAUCUUCAGAACUCAAACGAGGAAUCGAAGGUUGUCACUAAGGCAUCAGCUAUGAAAGAUAUCAAAAGGCGCAUGGAGAAGGAUGUUAAUGAAGUGACAAAGGUUGCACGGCUCACAAAAUCAAAACUUCAGCAAUUGAAUAAAGAGAAUCUUGCAAACAGAGAAAAGCCGGGCUUUCACAAGGGAUCAAGUGUGGACCGAUCUCGGACCUCAGUGACAAUGUAUACUCCUUCUGUCAUCCUCUCGCUUGUUUUUCUUUUCACUUCUAUUCUAUUUUUUGCAUUAUUGAUUCCACUUCAUAAUAAUCUUAUGUGCAGUACAUUGACUACGAGGUUGAGAGAACGCAUAUCAGAGUUUCAGACACUAAGAGAAGCAAUCCAGACGGAGUACAGGGAAGUUGUAGAGCGGCGUGUUUUCACCGUAACGGGCGAGCGUGCUGAUGAAGAGACUAUUGACAAGCUGAUAGAAACCGGCGACAGUGAGCAAAUUUUUCAAAGAGCUAUUCAGGAACAAGGGCGUGGAAGGGUGCUCGACACACUCCAAGAGAUCCAGGAGCGACAUGACACGGUGAAAGAGAUUGAGACUAAGCUCCUUGAGCUGCAGCAGAUUUUCCUCGACUUGUCGGUACUGGUUGAGGCGCAAGGUGAGAUCCUGAACAACAUCGAAGCGCAGGUUACAGGUGCAGUGGAGCAUGUUCAGACUGGAACAAACCUCCUUCAGAAGGCGAGGGUCCUGCAAAAGAACACGCGGAAAUGGACCUGCAUAGCGAUCAUCAUCCUGCUGAUCAUCGUACUCGUCAUCGUCCUCUCGUUGAGACCAUGGGAGAAGAAGUAGGGGAAAAGAACGAAAAGAAGCAUCAUGCUAUGCUAGGACAAUAUACGAUAUUUCAUACGUAUGAUGUUUAUUGUAUAGUUUUUGUUGUGUAUAUACGCCAACGACAUAUGGUACCGGAGCCGAAGAUUCUCUGAUUAUUUUCUUGGAGGUGUGUGAACUUUGUUUGAUUUUGUGGUUCGGAUAACAAAAUUCAGCUUGAUCAUCA